Messenger RNA from Phycomyces blakesleeanus NRRL 1555(-), 1911 nucleotides. RefSeq lists its product as hypothetical. Lineage: Eukaryota; Fungi; Mucoromycota; Mucoromycetes; Mucorales; Phycomycetaceae. The record is from RefSeq and is a predicted model, not a curated record. Bases 1 to 1911 code for a protein of 636 amino acids. The transcript has 2 exons.
AUGCUAGGAGAUUUUAAUUAUUCCUCAUAUGCAAAUGCCUCUCGUGCUGGCCUCGCACCACGUCUAUGGCUGCAUUUUGUCACUAACCACUUUGUAGACUGUGUCACUUUGUCUGACGCUCAACCUAUGCCUACCUUUCAUCGCGACCUUUCCUCUUCGACUAUCAACUACAUAUAUGCCUCCAAGGAUAUAGUGUCUUGUCACUCUUCGUCCACCAUCACAUUUGUUCAGCCCCUGUGGACCGAUCAUUGCCUUGUACGUACCUGUCUUAGUUUUCCUAUGCUGUCUCACAUUGGUCGAGGUUUGUGGCGUGCGAACCCUCGUUUGGCGAACAUCCCUUCCUUCUGCCCCUCCCUGUCCAACUGUCUUUCAUCCUUCAUACCACUACUCUUGCCUUCAAUUUCCCCCCAAUCACAGUGGGAUCUGAUCAAAGUCAAAGUGGCUCGUUUCACACGUUCAUAUUCAUGCAUAACCCGCCCAUCACUUGCCACUUUGGAGAUUGAACCUACCUGUAAUAUCCACCACUCUUGCUCUCUCUCUAUUCGUGGCCGUGCCACAGUGCUCAACUCUCUCAUCCUCUCUCAGCUCUGGCACGUCCUCAGAGUUGUCACUGUACCUCUAUCCUUUUUCCAUCGACUUUGCUCAAUCAUGAGUAAGUUUAUACAAUACUGCUCCUUUCCUCCCAUUUCUCUCGGCACUUUCUGCCAGCCUAUUCGGCUCGGCGGUCUAGGGGUCCUUGACCCUCAGGUUCAACAAGCUGCUCUUCAGUUGCGCUGGCUCCGGCCUCUCAUCCGCUCUCCGCUGUCCCCCUCUGGCCUGGUCCCGCCUUGGUUCUCUUAUGUCCUCCGCCUCAACUCCUCAUCUGCUGAUCCACUUGUUCCUUUGAUAUUUCCAUCUCUCCAAUCCUCUCAUCAGCGUGAUUUCGACUCUCCUCUGGCCACCCUACUUGCUGCCAUUGAUCUUCUCCCUCACAACUUCUCUGACGUGGUAGUCAACCUCCCCACCUGUCUCUCUCUGCCUCUCUCCUAUCUCACUACCGCACAACCAGACCACCCUCCCUUUCCAUCUGCAUGGCGCGAUCUCCGGGUUUCCGACACCUAUGAAGUAGAUCCUAGUUUUGGCAUGCUUGCCCAAUGCCCCCUCCACCGCAUACUCUGUCAUCCUAUUGUCCUUCACCGGUUCUUCGAACGUCUCUACACUUGCUCUCUUGUCUUGCACCCUGUCUUGUAUUGUGCCACCAUUCCCCCUGCAAUCUGUGCCAUACAGUUUCCUUUGCUAGAUAUGCCUUCUGGUACAGCUGUCGAUGUGCGUCCUUUCUUGACGGCUCUUGUCCCCGGCAUCCCUUGGCAUCGUUUGUCCACCCAGUCUUUCCACCUACUCUGCAAUUUCCACUCCAAAUCUGCACGCCCCAUAAGCCCCACACUCGUCCCUUGCCAGCUUCGUCGGUUUUGGUCCUUCCCCCUGCCGCAUGGGGCCCGCAACGUUUGGUUUUGUGCCCUGCACAAGAACAUUCCUUGCCGUUCUCACCUCAAUUCUAGGAUCCCUACCGCUUUUCCAGACCCAUCCUGUGCCCUCUGCUCUCAUCCUCUGGACAAUCAAACUCAUUUUUUGUUCCAGUGUCCGGUCAAACUGUCCGUAUGGUUGUCAAUCUGGACGUUGUACUUUGCCCAGACCGCGACACCCACUGUCUUGCUUUCUGGUUUGCAAACCUUCACAUUCCCUCCUUGCACCGAUUCUUCUCUUUCUGCUGCCUCAAUUUUUGGCUGCACGCUGCUGGCUAUAUGGUGCCAUCAUUGGCUGUUCAUAUUUGAUCACGUUCCUUUUGUCUCCUCCGCUACCUUUUCCACUGCUUCCUCUCUUCUCGACUGCCUCAAGAGCAAACUUGCUCUCGACUUUCCCCCCCCCCUUUAG